AUUUAUAAGAGCGUACCAAUUGAUCUGGUUCCGAACGGAAUGAUACAGCUCUAAUAAAAACAGCUGUUUAAUGUGACGAUGCUAAACAAUUGUGUAGUGAAUAACAUGAAAAUUAAAUAAACAAUAUUGACAUCUAUAAAUUCUCAAAAUGUUUGCAACAUAUGCAGGUGGCUCCUGGAUAGAUGCUGUUUUUGAUGAAAUCGCGCUGGAAGGCUUGGAAGGCACCACAUUACCAUAUCUGUGGUCGCUGCUGUCUAUAAGACUGUAUGCUGGCAAUCCCUUGCCAGAUAAGUUGCAUCAACAGAUAUGGCAGUUAUUAUUACGGUCGACUGAGGAAGUUAACUUCUUCAUAUUACCCGAAGCAAGGCCUUUGAUGCCGGUAUAUAAGCGCUUUAAUGAUCAGGAUGUGGAAUGCGAAAUGCCUGUAGUACCAGAAAGCAGUCCCUUUUUGCGUUUGCCCUUUGCGCCCGUACAGGAUGGCCCUAUACGCGGCAACUGCAUGGAUUACAAGACGCGCCACCGCAUAAAUGUGGAUGAAUUGGAAGCACUGUCCGCUGCAGAAGCCACACAACAGUAUCAGCAAAAGCUGGUCAUAGUGGCUAGCCAGGAGCUGCGCACAAAGGCGUUGAAGCCAGCAAACAUGUUACUGCCCCGUGAGUUAACCGUGCAGCAUUAUGUAUUCCUCGAGAGUGUGGGACGUUCUCGACAUAAUGGAGAAACCACACGUGGUCCUUGGUCCUUGACAAAUUACUUCACUGACCCCAGUUUGAUAUUCUAUUUGAGAAACUGGUUGUUGAAGCAGCAGUUUGUUGUCGGUCAGAUCUAUGCGGAGCGUCAUAAUGGACGUAGCUUGACUUCCACUUUGGUCAUGUUGCCUCGUUUCUUUCGGAUUUACAAGAAUCACACUCAACGCAUCAUGGAAAAGUUCUAUGCAGAGAUCAAAGCGAGCCCAUUUCAGUAUAUACCUAGUUGCGAAAUAUUGGAACGUAUGCCAGACUUAUCCAGUUCGAGGCUUAAAAAGCUGCUCAUCUCGCACAACUUUCGUAAGAUCUUUGAGACGGCGCUCGUUCAACCGCCAUGUCCAGCGAGCAGCAGCAGUAGCUCCAAGCCGCACCCAAAAGGUCGAAAAAUGUCGGUUGUGCGUCUUCGUAAUCCCAAUAUGGAGUUCGAUGAUCUCAAUCAGCAAGAUCUCACUGAAGAGCGUGAGGAUAAGGCGCCCGAUGAGUUGCUAAGUCAGCGACAUGCCUAUGUAAAUAUGCCCAUUGAGUUGGAAAGUUUGCGCGCCAUCAAGCACUUCGGUACGAGGGGCAUGAGUACCUUAGAGCUGUGUCACUACGUGGCUGUCAAUUUUCAAAUUGCACGAAGUAUUAUCAAAUUUUUGAUGCGCAAGAAAAGAAUCAAGAGCUAUACAGAAACUGUGGGCAAAUCUCGCAUUGCUCGCUUUGUGGCAGUCGGGACUGAAGCGGAGGCUAUUUUCAGGGAAAAGGAAGAGCAGCUGGAGAAGUCAGUGCUGCAGCUACAAUGCCAGGAUGAGCUGAAUGUACCUCUGAACGUGGACAUUGUGAUCAAUGAUCUGCCCAAUAUCAAAACCAAUGUACGUGCUAUGGACUUCUCGAGGAAAGCGUUUAAAGGCACCGAUAAGGAGACACCACAGCAUGUGGCACGCAAAAUGUUAAUCGUGCGACAAAUUGAUAAGACCUGUAUUAUACACUCCAUUGACUUAGCUCGAUCCAUCAUGGAGGCGGAGAAGAAUGUAGGCGCACGUGAAAAAAUAUGUCGAAAAUCGAUGUUUAGACUGCUCGAGCGAAUGCAACAUGCACGCAUUUUGAAUGUCUACGAAGUGACGCUGAAGUACGAGGAACGUAUGCGUCUUUAUCGCUUGGUCACACAUCCCAAGAUCGAUCUGCAGCACGAACAACUUGAGCGCGAGGUUUUGCGUUUGAAGAACAAUUUCCAUUUGAUAACCGAGGAGCGACAAUCACGUCCAGCUCAAUUGAUGUUGGGCAAAGGGCGACGCGAGCAGAUGGAACGAAAAAAACUUCGAAUUGACUCUCAGCGCAAAGAUAAAUCAAAACCAUCAGCGCCUAAACUCUUGGUGGCCAGCACCUUACACGAAUUCCUCUACUAUUUGGCUUGCGAACAGCAGCGCGAUCAACAGCCGCUGCAAAUGAAUGAGGAGUUGUUGCGGCAGUGGCAGCACACCGAACCGUCGUUGAUGGCACGUGAAUAUCUGGAGGAGUGGCAGGCCACGGAGUCGGAAGUGUUGCCCUACACGCAGGAGAUUAGCUGGCGCACGUUUAUACCACCUUUACCCAGCUACGAUAAGCCAACUGGUUGGCUCUACUUUAUGGAUGCUCUAGAGCGCAUGCCACUUUCGUUAAUGCUUCGCAUCUUUCGCAUCGAGCGAGAAGUAGCAGACAAGCUGCGCCCACAGCUCCAGCAUCCAGUGCGACAGCAUUAUCUCCUGGCGCAGCUGCAACUGCAGAAUUUGAUACCGCGAAUAAGUCUGCAGCAACGAUACCUGGGCAUGCUUCGUCUGCUAAAUAAUAUGGGCCUAUUACAGGUCAGUGAACGGCAGCUGGGACGCGAUGCGUUGCAACGUUGGGUGUAUUUCAAUAGGCAUACCUGCCUGCUGGACACCACCACGAGCAGUGGUCACAACUACAGACGGAUUAAUCCGGAACUCAAUUACGAACGACUCACAUAUGAGUUCACCAGUCGCGAACAGAUUGCCGACUAUUGGGCCAAGCUUCAGCAUGUGUGUAUCUACACAAAGCUGGGGUUCCUGAAGCACAAGGAGCGCAAAGUGGUUAGCAGAAAGGAGAAACGUCCGCAACCUCUCAGUUUUGUGCGCUUGGCUGCUUUUGACGAGGCUGCGCAGCUAGAUGACGGCAGCGUACCAGGUGAUCAACAGGGUGCAGCGGGUCUUUGCUCUUCGCUCUUUGCGCAUCAGUUUCGUCAUUGGUCGUGGGUGAAGCGUAACUCGGUGCCAGCCCCGCGAUCAACUGCGACGAACGCCCGGAAAGCUGCAUCAAUUCCCCUGCGCAAGCGCCUUAGCUUGAUUCGAUUGAAGCCAGUACCACGACUUAGUAAAACACGCGGUGCGAACUCCACGGAUACGCGCAAGCGCAAGAACGGACCACGCGACGACAUCGAUCGUGAUGCAUUGCGUAAUAUGCGUACCUUGCGUGUCACAUGGAGCGCUGCCGAGGAUCGAAUAUUAAAAAUGGGACGAGCUAUCUAUUUGUUUAUUGAUGCGCCGUUGCCUGCACUGGCGCUCUACAAUGUGGGCAUUAUUUGCCGGGAUGUGAUACGUAGAUAUCUAAAUAUAAAUAAUAAGACAACACAGGCCUGUGUGCGACGACUGCAGUUCCUCAUUCGAAUGAAACGCGACCAGCCAGACGUUCGCAAUUGGAUCUAUAUGAUGCAAACCCAGCCAGAAUUUAAUGUCAUCUACAAUGAACGCUUUUUAUCGCAGCUCAAGCUCGAGUACCCUGUGCGCAGUGAUCAAGUCGAAGCGCUGCUUAUUCAUUUUGUGAUCAUACUCGAGCGGCUGCAUCGCAUGAUUAUUAAUGAGGACUUCGUCUAUCGUCAGUUUCUGCUGCCCGAUAAUCUUGAGGAUUACCGCAGUCGCUUUAGGGAGUGUGUAGCGCCAAAUGGUGAACAGGACUCGCUACUCUAUGCGAAUCCUACUACAGAGACUGAACUUCAAAUAACUGUUGUCUCCGGUGUACAGCAUAGUAUCUUGUGCAGUGCAAAGGAUAAGACACUGUUCAAUCUGCAAGCCUUUGAAAUUUACAAACACUUCUCUGAGGAUGUGUUGAAUGCGGCAUUCAAUAAAGCGCGCGCAGAUUCACUUUUGGUGGCUCUCAAGCGUCGCAAUAUCCAACAUGUGAAUCGUCAAAUCUCUGGCCCUGGACAUCUGCUUAGCUCCAAGUACAAGUAUAAAUUAGUGUGCCAGAAGUAUGGGUACUUGCUGUACGAUGCCUACUACGCAUUCGAACGACGUUUUCAUGAAUCUCUCGGCUUGACCAGCUUGGAUUUACCAUCCCCGAAUUUCGCGCAGCUGCUGCUUCUUGGCGAAUGGGUGGCAAAUAAUUGGUUGAGCUUAAAUCUGCAGCUGCCCGUGAAUAUACUCAAUGUAGAUACAACUAGUAUGCCGACUAAGACGGCAGAGUCGUCUUCGGAUCGCAUUCUGGAUCAUUAUAGCAGCAUAUUUGACAAUGCACCGCAGACGGAGUACUCUAAGCGGCUGGAGAGUGUUUGCAGUGGUCGUCCGGCUUCUCGCGUUCGCUUCCAUCCGGCAAAUCUUACGUAUCGUCUUAAAAAUAGCAUCUACAAUCAGCUUAACAAGUUGCCCAUGCGUUCCAUGCAUUUCUUUUGCGCUCUGGACGCACUGGGGCAGUCCGUGAACAUUAGUUGUGCGCGACUGGAACACGGGGAAUGCCCCUUUAGCUGCAUAAUGCAUAGUGGAAAUUAUCUCAAUGCAGUAGAGCGCAUCAUCCACGAGCAUCGUGCCAUAUUGCGUCAACUGGUGGCCGAUGCACUGCCCCAAGUGGCGCUGCAGUUGCAGCUAGAUAGCUCCAUAUCUAGUAGCACCACUUUAACCGUUUCCACGGGAAAUCUCUUAAUACUCGUGGAACAAUUGGAGUCGUAUUGGCGUCAGCAGCAGCAGCCGCAGGAACUCAAGGAUCUGGGCAAACGUUUGGCUGAUUCCACGCUAAACAAAAAAACGGAUUGGCAUUCGCUUUGCAGUGCACUGCUCAGCUAUGAGGCUGGCAAGGAGGAGACAGGAGAUCGUCCGCAAGAUUAUGAACCAUCUCUAAACAAGGAGGAGCGUGCGCGUGCACAAGAUGUCUUUGUAGUACAUUUACCCACAAUCCACAUACAGCAACUUGAGCAUCCGCAGCUGCAAGCUAGAGAAGAUGAACUGCGCAAAGCGGUGCUCGACAAAGUGGCAAAAGCCUCCUUUUGGCGUUAUACGGACAACAGCUUUGCAACGCUGCUACCGACGCUUCAAGAUCUCAACUAUGAUUCGAAAGCCAUUCAACAUGUGAAGGACAUACUCGAGCACAUACAGCAACAUCCACUAGGCGUUGAGGGUGUAUCACUACGUCGCAGUUUCCCCUUAGGUAAAUUUCUGCUUGAAGCGCUUCAACAGCUGGAGGCUCAUGAUCUAAUAAAGCGCGUGGGUGUUGCCAGCUAUAUGUACGUGCAUAGGGUGCACAUGCGAAAUUGGGUGGUGCACACGUUCCACAUCAAGCGGCUGGAACGGGAGCGUGUCCAGAAUGUUGUGUCUGCCUCGCCAGCAACGUUGCCUGAGGUGGUCGGACAGAAGAGGCAGCUAGCGGAUCAGAGAUCUGAUUUGCAACCAAGUAGCAACAAAAAGCUCAAACUGGAUCCGGAGCAGCAGCAAAGCAGCGGCGAGGACACGGACAGUGACGAAGCACUACUGCAAUGCGCACGUCGCUCGAAACGUGUGAAAAAAGCUGAGACGAAGGUAAAGACCGAAAUUAAGGCGGAUCUUGAAGCUACAAGGGAUGUCAUUGCCAUGCGGCCUCAACCCUGGAUACGAGUGAAUGCUUCGUUAAACCGACGUGUCCUUGAUCGUUGGCUGGGCGCUCUAUUGAGCGAAUGUAUCACACGGAACGGCUGCAUUGUGCACAACUUGUUCCUUCGGUUUCCCCACCUCUUGCCCGUGGACAUAAUGUUGCUGCUGGAGCUACUCUUCGAUUUGGGUUGCGUUCAGCUCGUUGAGCUAGAGUUGCCGACGGUACAUUUGGAGAGCUCCUACGAUGAUGACUUCCAGGAGAAGCCUGUUACAAUCCUUUACGAUCCCAACUACACAUAUGUAAAGGUUCAGACGGAUGCCAUUAGACGACUUACCAAUUUUAUAGGGCUCAAGAAGUACACCUCGGAGUUUAUUUAAAUGAACAUUAACAUAAGUGAAGACGUCAGCAAAUGGCAGUUAAGAUGAAAGAAUGGACAAUUAGAAGAGCAGUGGGCUGCACAUUGAGGCUCUACAUAUAUGUGUAAAUGUCAACUUAUGUGGAGUAAAAUGAUAUCUCUAGGCCUGCACCUCUUUCAAAACAUAACAUGUAUGGAAGAUAUAAUGGCCGUUUUAAUAAAAAUGUUUUAAACAAAAUAAAUAUUAAUAUUUUUGCCUACUUUUUUAUACUUGGGUUGAAGUCAGAAUAAAAGACCGAAUUUUUAUACCGACACUUUCUAUGCAAAUUGUGUUGCGGAUCUAUCCGACUGAUUUCGAAAUAGGUAAAAAGGCUUUCUCAAAUUGUUUUAAUGACAUUCGUCUAAAGUACGUGGGGAAGCGACUAUCGAAUAGGUGCCUGAGUUGAAAGUUGAAUAUGCCUUUUCAUACAUUUGUAAGAGCAUAAGAGUG
Drosophila hydei is the source of this 6397-nucleotide messenger RNA. Its product is annotated as general transcription factor 3C polypeptide 1. Lineage: Eukaryota; Metazoa; Arthropoda; Insecta; Diptera; Drosophilidae. Gene Ontology annotation, cellular component: transcription factor TFIIIC complex. Gene Ontology annotation, biological process: 5S class rRNA transcription by RNA polymerase III; transcription initiation at RNA polymerase III promoter. The record is from RefSeq and is a predicted model, not a curated record. Gene Ontology annotation, molecular function: DNA binding. The coding region runs from base 149 to 5929 and encodes 1926 amino acids. The transcript is spliced from 6 exons.